AUGGACUCCCCGUUCCAGCACCCCAAGUCCAGGGGCUUCGUCUCCAGCGCGGAGCUGAGCAUGAAGCAAACGGUGCCGAGCGCUCCGGGGCCCGAGGGCAGGUCCCGCUUCCAGAAGGUCUCGCUGGUGUCGCGGCGGCUGGAGAGCGGCGGGAGCGCCCGGGGCCGGGAGGGGAGUCCCUCCCGCGUCUCCCUCCUGCUGCAGGCCUGGGAAAAGGAGAUCGUGGAGAAGACAUCGCCCGGCCCGGGCAGCCUGACCCCGCGGGAGCGCUCGUCCUCCUCCCUCAGCCUCCUCAAGGACUUCACCGCUCACGGCCCCGUCUUCUCCCAGGUGUAUUCCCCGGCGCAGAAGCCCCGACGGCAGGACGAGAGGGGGAAGGCGGGGGCGGGCGAUGGGGUCCCCCCACCCGUGGUUCCCCCCCGUGAGACGCCGGUGCACCGGGAGAGCUACGUGCACGGCACCCUCCUCCCCGUCCGUCCCUCCGAGCGCCCCAAGGGGGGUCCCGGGGAAGGGGCCGGUGCUCCCCGCGCUGCCGAGCCCGGUUGUGUCCCUGCCGUGCCCAGACCCCGGCAGGUCACGGUGCUCCGGACAGGCAGGGACGCAGCUGAGUCGGGGCCGGUGGGGACACGGGAAGCCCGGAACGGGAUGCACGACGCUGCCGGUGCCACCACGGCCCCGCCACAGCGGGAGAGUCACGGGCAGGACGGCGGCAGCAUCACCGGCACCGUGGUGAGCACUGAGAGCUCCCCGGGCACCGCAGAGACCACCGAGGGAUCCCCUGGGGAGAACCACUCGCCACAAGCUGGAGCUGUGCCAGUGAAACCAGCCCCGAGGGACAGUGAGAGGCCCGGGGACCCCCAAACCGGUACAACCAGCUCCCCACAGUGUCCCUUGGUGGGCUCUGGUAGCCAGGCUGAUCCAGCUGGAGCGGGAGAGGGAAGCACAGCAGAGGAGGAUGGCACCAUUUCAGCCACACCACCGAGGACAGAGAUUUCCCCAGGAGCUGGCAGCACCCCUGAAAACCCCUCCUCAGAGCCAAGUGAUCCAGAGUCUUCACCUGAAGCAGCAGCACCUCCAAAGGCUGAGCCUGAACCGGAGGAGGGAGAGAUGACAGAAGAACCCCAGGGCAUGGCUGAAGAGCCCAAGAGCAGCCCAGAGCUCCCUGCUGAGCCCCCAGCUCCUGACCCCCCAUCCGAAAGCCCCCUGGACGCUAUCGAGGAGGACGCUGAGCUGCUGGUGGACAUGGAGAUCUUCGUGGACACGCUGCGCAACAUGGAGCCCUCGGAGAUGCGGAAGGAGCUGCUGGCACGGGGGACCACGAGGGACAGCCCCGAGGAGGAGCUGGAGAUCGAGAACCCCUACCUGAGCCCCGAGGAGCGGGCGCUGGCCAGGAGCCUCCGUGGGGUGUCCCGGGUGGGCGGCGAUGGCCGCGUGGAGGGGGACUCGCUGCUGGGGACGCUGAGGCACGUGGGGGCAGAGGAGAAGGGCAGGUUGUUGGGGGGGGGCUCGGGAGAGCACAGCGUCCUGUUCCGAGGGAACGUGCUGAAGGGAAUGGCGCUGCUCUCCCACUUCCUGGAGCAGCGGGCGGCCGCGGCUGAGGAGCCCAAGCCCUACUCCCGCCUGGACAACAGCGUGCUCUACAGCCGCUUCGUCACCCCCAGCACUGCCCCUGCUGGGGACACGGCCUUGCCCACCCCCAACGACCACAAUGGACUGGGCCCUGGUGGCCCUGAGAUGGCCCUGCUGGAAGCCCCAAGUCCUGGCUCCAUCUCUCCUGUGACUGAAGAGCCAGAGAACACCAUGGACCUGUGCCUGCCUGAUGUCCUGCAGGAAGAUGAGGAGGGCUUCAAGAAGAUCAACAUGAGACCUGGCAAGAUCAUCCUCUUCUCCGAGGCCGGAUUCGCGGGGCAGAAACGGGAGAUCUGGGGUGAUGUCCCCGACGCCACGUCCUGGGAGCUCUCACACACCAUCUCCAUCCGAGUCAUCCGAGGCGGCCCCUCGCUGCUGCCUCCAUCAUCGUCCACUCGGGCCUGUGAGCGGGACCCCCAGGGCUGGGUGGGUGCCAGAAGGGGGGCUCUGGAGGAUUACCGCACCCCCGAGAUCAGCCUGUUUGCCGAGGAGAACGGCGAGGGAGCCCGGCUCAAGUUCAGCGGCUCUGCCGAGGACACGCGCACGCGGGGACAGCCCCUCGCUGCUGCCUCCAUCAUCGUCCACUCGGGCCUGUGGCUGGUUUACUCCAAGCCUUUCUUCGAUGAUGAUCCCUACGUUUUGGAGCCGGGCGGGUAUCCCAAUUUAAAGGCUUGGGGAGCAAAGGACCCAUCCAUCUGCUCCAUGCACCCCAUCAGGCUGGGCUGCCCCGUUGUGGAGAGACCUGGAGAGCCACAGGUGCUGAUCUACGAGGCCACCGGUUUCCAGGGCCGCAGCUUCACCAUCAGCAGAGACAUCUAUGACCUGAAGAGCCUGCCUGGGCCAGCACUGCCCACCGUGGGCUCCCUGCGUGUCCUGGGUGGCUGCUGGGUCGGCUACGAGAAGGAGGGAUUCCGUGGUCACCAGUACCUGCUGGAGGAGGGGGAGUACCAGGACUGGAGGCACUGGGGCGGCUACGGCGAGGAGUUGGUGUCCUUACGGCUGAUACGGACGGACUUCUCCGACCCAGCACUGGUCCUGUUCGAGGCCAUGGACUUCGAGGAGGGCCCGAGCGUGGAGCUGAGCGAGGCGCUGCCCGACACGCAGCUGCACCCACGUUUUCCUGGCAGGUGGGUGGCCUACGAGGGCACCAACUUCUCUGGCGAGCAGUACAUCCUGGAGAAGGGGGUGUAUCGCAGCUGCGAGGACUGGGGCGCCACCGACUGCCGCAUCGCCUCGGCACAGCCCAUCCUGCAGGUCGGGGAACACAACCUCCAUUUCGUCUCCAAGAUCCUGCUCUUCUCAGAACCUGACUUCUUGGGGGACCACAUUGCCUUUGAGGAGGAUCAGGAUGCCCUUCCUGACACCUUCGUCCCACGCUCCUGCAGAGUCCGGGGGGGCAGCUGGAUCCUGUUUGACGGGCAGGACUUCACGGGGGAGCAGCACGUGCUGUCAGAGGGCGAGUACCCCACGCUCAGCGCCAUGGGCUGCCUCUCCUCCACUGCCAUCUGCUCCUUGAAGAAGGUCCCAGUGUUUUUCUCAGAGCCUUCCAUCUUCCUGCACGGGCUGGAGUGUUUUGAGGGGAAGGAGAUCGAGCUGAACAACGAGGUGAGGAGUCUCCAGGCAGAGGGGUUCAACAACCACGUGCUGUCGGUGCGAGUCAAAGGCGGGAUCUGGGUGCUGUGUGAACACGGUGACUUCCCAGGCAGCCAGUGGCUGCUGGACUGCACUGAGAUCACCAACUGGCUGACCUACAGUGGGCUCCAGCACGUGGGGUCCCUCUACCCCAUCCGCCAGAGACGGAUCUAUUUCCGCAUCAGGAGCAGGGAGCUGGAGCUCUACCUCUCUGUCCCCGACGACGUGGAGGACAUGAAGGCAGGACGGGUGGUGGUCUCCAGCCUGAGUGAGCAGAGCAGCUCCAUCUGGUACUACGAGGAUGGGCUGAUCAAGAACCAGGUUGCCCCCAACAUGAGCCUGCAGGUGAUCGGGCCGGCCGGGAAGGGCGCCAAGGCCGUGCUGUGGUCUGAGACCCGGAUGCCCCGUCAGACCUGGAGCGUCGACGCUCAGGGACGGAUCCACAGCCAGAUGUUUGAGGACAUGAUCCUCGACAUCAAGGGUGGCCGAUCCUACGACCGGGACCAUGCCAUUGUUUGGGACAUGGCUGAGGAAAGACCCACGCAGAUAUGGGACAUCCAGGUGCUAUGA
Chaetura pelagica (chimney swift) is the source of this 3831-nucleotide messenger RNA. It is a transcript of the gene CRYBG2, whose product is annotated as absent in melanoma 1-like. The transcript has 19 exons. Lineage: Eukaryota; Metazoa; Chordata; Aves; Apodiformes; Apodidae. The record is from RefSeq and is a predicted model, not a curated record. The coding region runs from base 1 to 3831 and encodes 1276 amino acids. Gene Ontology annotation, biological process: visual perception; lens development in camera-type eye. Gene Ontology annotation, molecular function: structural constituent of eye lens.